AUGUACGAAAACGACAACAACUUUUGGGCAGCAGGACUUUUAAUGUUUGAUACCCAAUCUUUAGAUCUUGAUUCUAAUUAUAAGAAGCUGUCCAAGUUAUUUUGUCUUAGAUUCAGAGAUACAUCAAUCAUCUCUUCCGACUAUCUGAAGCCUCAAAAUCAAAAAUUUGGCCCAUUGAAGGAGGAAGUUCGUGUUUACACCAAUUCCCCACGCUUCGAGAUGCAUUUUAUUGGAAAUGGCGGUCAGCAUUUGGAUGAUGAUAUAGAAACAAGUUGCCCUGAUCAGGUUUGA
Molecule: messenger RNA, 291 nt
Organism: Sclerotinia sclerotiorum 1980 UF-70
Lineage: Eukaryota; Fungi; Ascomycota; Leotiomycetes; Helotiales; Sclerotiniaceae
Exons: 3
Coding region: 1-291 (96 amino acids)
Source: RefSeq, a predicted model, not a curated record